Messenger RNA from Sordaria macrospora k-hell, 795 nucleotides. RefSeq lists its product as uncharacterized. Lineage: Eukaryota; Fungi; Ascomycota; Sordariomycetes; Sordariales; Sordariaceae. The record is from RefSeq and is a predicted model, not a curated record.
AUGAUGGCCGCUCUUUUUGGACAGGAGGCCCGGUCAGACCUACUCUCUGCACGCAACUGCCUCAUCCUACUACACGAAGCAGAGCGUGCCCUCAUCUAUGGGGCCAUAGCGAUCGUCCCUGACAUCGAGGAUGGUGCGUCAGCCGACGAAGGGGCGUUGGCGGGAUGGGCAGCCGCAUGCGGUCACAUACGAGGAUAUAAGUGGAAGGUCAUUGAUCCGGAGGCCGAGGACUUUCUGGAUAUGCCUUUCGUGCCCACCCCUACAGACGACAAUCCUGGAAUGACCAUUCAGGAAUUGGACGGGAAGGCACUCCAUUUUCGCCCAGAGUCCACUGUCCGCCCAAGCGUGGACUACAUGUACUUUUUCUUUGUACUUUCCAUCCUGAAGAUGGCAGGGCGGAACCAUAUCGACAGGGACAACCGGUCGCGGAUUGAAGAUAUCGACUCACUUAGGCUACUGGUUGGGAAGAAGGCGUGGACUGCAGAGAGUCAAUACCUGCAUCGGGCAAUGGUAGAGGCCUUGGGGCUGAAAGAGGAGCUAGGCAGUGCCAACGACGAUGAAAAUAAGUACAAGCAAGAGGUUGCACUUUUGGCAAUCAUUAGGACGUUUGAGAUUCAGAAGACGAGGUUUGAAGAGGAAUGCGAGUUGGAUUUGGGGGAAGGAGAAGAUGAUGUGGCCGAUGUAGACGAAGAUGGAUACGAUUAUUGGGACGUCGUGGAAGAAGCUCCUUCGAACCUGGAGCUACAAGAUUGGGAGGACAUCGAAGAAUACGAUGUAGAUGAGGAUGCUAGCUGA